Lates calcarifer (barramundi perch) is the source of this 2197-nucleotide messenger RNA. It is a transcript of the gene lratb.2, whose product is annotated as lecithin retinol acyltransferase b, tandem duplicate 2. Bases 1293 to 2003 code for a protein of 236 amino acids. Lineage: Eukaryota; Metazoa; Chordata; Actinopteri; Centropomidae. Gene Ontology annotation, molecular function: phosphatidylcholine-retinol O-acyltransferase activity. Gene Ontology annotation, biological process: retinol metabolic process. The transcript has 5 exons. The record is from RefSeq and is a predicted model, not a curated record.
UGUUGGUAAAAACUAUUUUUGUCAUUUUAUUUUAUUUAUUUAUUUGCAGAACCAGUGUCAUUUAAGGGUUUCAGGUCUUUCUUGUAGAAAAUAUAUGGGACUCUGGACACUGGUAUCUGCUGCCCUCUACUGGCAAACAGUGGGAACAGCAUGAGAAGCAGCUGCUUCCUGCAUCAAACUGAACUCACAGAGAAAAGCUUGAAGUGCUGAAGCCAACACUUAUUACAGCGUCCUCCUGAGUCAGAGGCAUUCAGCUAUCCCUCCUUUCUUUUGUCUUUUCACGUGUUAACUUUGUCAGAUUUGUCCUCAUGUCUUCAAAGUAGCAGCAGACAAGGUUCCCAUGGUUAUCACUCUCAGCCCAGCUACUGUCCAAAGCAAGAAACAAGCGAGCAUGUAUCCAGCACACAUAGAAAUAUUACAUGACAUAGUUUCCCUCCCACUUGUUCUCUGGUGAGCGGUUGUGGUUUUGCACAGCAAUAAGACAAAAGAAAAAACGCUGUUGGGAAACCACACUGGGUCUACAGAUCAAAUUGAGAAAUAAUCAGACUGAAGUUGCUCAAUGAUAAUAAUCCUGACGCUCAAUCGGCUCUCUGUCGUUCUGAGGUUUGUGUGAUUCAGAGUGGAACAAAAGAGCAGUAAGAGUCACACAGGCAGCAUCAGUCUGUGGUUUCUGCUUUUGUUACUCUGUUUUCUACUAAUUUCUUUGAGCUACAGUUCUGUUUUUGAGAGAUGGAUUAGGGAACUUGUUUUGUAUGUAGUAGUAUUUGGAGUUUCUUAUUGUUUUCAUGCUUUGCUUUAGUAAUUUAUUGAGUGUUAAUGAAUGUGUGGUCAGAUAUAGAGACGACUAUUCAGUCGACUUUCUUCCCAAUAAUCUUCCCAUGUUUUUCCCAUGAUUGAUAGGAAAAGAACAGCUGCUGCAAUGUAAUCCAAUGGACAAACGUCCACUACAGUUCUUAUUUCCUACAGAGACAGAGCUUUUUAUCAAAGAGUCAGAUCCUUUUAGUUUAACCAGAAACAUCACUAUAUAUCUAUAUAUAGAUAUACCAGACUCCAUUGACAAAAACAGGAAUUUAAGAGAGGAGAACACAGGAGCUGCUUGAGUACUGCUGCCUUGAUUUACUUGCAAAAACUUGAAUAAUGUUGCUUUUCUGUUUUGACCUUUAGCUGCUGAGGACUAACGUCUCAGCACUGACCCUCGACCAGCGUCUAAUCCCCUCUGUGCCCCUCCCACCCAGAGCAUAAAACCACCUAUGAGGAGAUGACUACAUUUCCCUCUCCUUCUCCUCAGCACCAUGUUUCCUCUGCAGCUGCUCGCUCUGCUCUUCAUCUGCACACUGAGACACGACCCGAGAGAGAAGAAGAGGAGGCAGAAAGAGGAGGAGGAAGAGGAGGAGGUGGAGGCUGACGGACAGAGAGGAGAGAGUAAAUAUGACCUGGUUUUCAGGAGGGGGGACCUGCUGGAGGUGCCCAGGACUCUGUUCAUACACUUUGGGAUUUACCUGGGGGGAGGCAGAGUAGUUCAUUUCAUACCAGACAUCAUGCCCGUCGUCUCCAGGGACAAGUGUCGGAUCAAACAGAUGGUCACCAACAUCCGACUCCUGCUGGGAGUCCUGGCCAAGUGUGGCAGUGUGAGGGUGGACUCAGUGGAGGACUUCGCCUACGGAUCAGAGAUCCUCAUUAACACCAUGGACAAGGUGUGCAGCUGUCCGGCGCUGCAGGGGGAGGAGGUGGCCAGGAGGGCGGAGAAGCUGCAGGGCGACGUGUCCUACAGUCUGCUGUGGUACAACUGCGAACACUUCGUCAUGUACUGUCGAUACGGCACCGUCAUGAGCUUCCAGACGUUUCAGUUCUGUAAGACCCUGAGGAAGCUGUUGCUGAGCCGACGUGUUGCCAAGGUGACGGCGUUGCUGGGGGCGUGUCUGCUCCUCUACCUGAGACCCGUGAGCACCUGCUCGGCCCUGCUGGCCGUCCUGGUGCCCUUCCUCAUCUGGAUGGCCUCGUAAACGAGCCCACGGAGAGACCGACCACCGGAGGAGCUCUCAGUCUGCAGCUGAACAUUUUACUCACUCUGAGAAUAAUCUGUAAAAAUGUAAAUCUAUGGCCGGAGGCUAAUAAAGAUUGUAUUUUUAUGAAAGUCUUGUUGUAUCUGAAGGUUGAGGAGUCGUUACUGAUAUUUAUAGCGGUUUAUUUUGAAUUU